UUUACUUCUUGAUAUAUAGUUAUUAUUUGUAUUUCUCCAACACAGGGAUACAAUUGAGUGCACAUCAUUACUGCAACUUCUCAAACUAACCAGAGCUCCCACACUGGAAAAUAACUGUUAGGACCAUAGCAAAUCAAUUGUACAGUGAUUGGGGAGUGGCUGGUCAUCUGUGUAUCUGCCUGCAUUUCUAUCUCUCUUUGUUAAAGGUGACUGCUUCUUCUUAAGUCUGAAAAUAACCAGGACAUUAUGGAGGUGGCUGAGUUUAGUAAACAUGCUCAAUCCAUAGUGAACGUUAACAGAUGCUGGAACAAGAACUCAGCAAAUAUUUUUUCCCAUCUGUUGCAAUACUUUUAAUAAAGAAAAAAAGGGGUGUCUGCUUCAAAAGAAGUGGAGUUGGGGCCAUUCAUACACUUUCUAUAAUUAUCCAUGAAAUUCAUUUUUUGCACUGUUUUAUGGUGCUGCCACCAGCAUGUCACUUGUAAGCCUUUUUUUUUAUUAACCUCUGUUGCUCCUAUAGGCGUGCCUACGGUAUUACUCGGAAUCUGUUGAAAGUGUCAUUUUCCUCUGUGGUUUUCAGUCUUAUAUAGGGAACUAGAGAAAAGCUGUGUGACAGUGUGUGCUGGCAGCCGUCAAGAUGAACAACUCACAUAUCUAUGGUGGCAAUGAAUCAAGCUCCGAGUUCUGGGACAUAGAAAGUCCCCUGGCCUGUGUGAUCCUUGGCUUGUCUUUCCUCAUUGGGGUCCCUGGAAACCUGUUGGUCAUUGUGAUCAUUCUGCGCCACAUCAAGCACAGAUCCCACACCGUGGUGCUGAUCCUCAACCUGGCUGUUUGUGACUUUAUGGUCCUCAUCACUCUGCCUGUUUGGAUCUACUCUCUGGCUGAUGCCUGGGUCUUUGGGGAGACGUUCUGCAAGGCAAUGGUGUACGUAAUCUACUCCAGCAUGUACGGCAGCGUGUUCCUGAUCACGUUGAUGAGCGUAGAUCGCUUUGUAGCAAUCAUCUACCCUUUCACCUUGCAGAAAUGGAAGAAGAAAGGUUUCUUAUUCAAGAUGUUGGCUGUCGUCUGGAUCCUGGCUUCCCUCUUUAGCAUCCCUGCUAUUCUGCCACGGAAGGUUGACUAUGUGGACAGGAAGCUACAGUGCACUGACAAGGAGUACACUUCAGACAUGCAGGUUGUCGUUUGCCUGCUGCUGGAAACCUUGGUAGGUUUUGUCAUUCCCUUCUCUACCUUGUCUAUUUGCUACGCCUGCAUGGGGAGACGUAUAAAGCAAAUGACUUUCAAGACCAAACAGAAAUCGACUACGCUGAUUGCCAGUGUGGUGAUCGCCUUUGCCCUGUGCUGGUUCCCUUACCACAUAUUCAACCUGAUGACGGUGGUAUCUGUGCUGAUAAGAAAGUCAUACCCAGAAGCAGCAGACAGGGUUGAUGAAGUGGCCAAGACUGGGGCAUUGGUCGCUGGAGCCUUAGCCUUCAUCAGCAGCAGCAUUAACCCCUUGCUGUACGCCUUCGCUGCGCGCCGGUUCCGAAGCAGCCUGAGCGAAUCAGGAUUCAGGAAGCUCUUUCAUCACAUCUCCACCUCCACCUCACCCGAAAGGACAAACGAAAUGUCAGUUAUAUCAUGAGAACAAAUUUAUCAAACCGACCACUAGGUACUAUGCUUAACUGGGUAACAUUGUAUGUAUUAGAGUGCAUGCAGUAAUGUCAUAUAUACUGUAAAAUCCCUUUAUAUGCAUAACAUCAUGUUUUGGGUUUUUUUUUGUUUUGUUUUUUUUUUUGAGAUUUUCCAAAUGUAGAAUCCGACAUUUUAGCAAUGAAGGUGAGACAGUACUCCAAACUGUUAUAUUGUGCACGAUAGACAACAUAAUGCAAUUACCAGCUGUUCAAGUUAGUGGGUAAAUGGACAUCCCAAAAUUAGUGACAGUUUUAAAAAGUGCUGAGAGAAGGGGGUUCUAGGAGCAUACAUGGAAUUAUAGACAGACAGAGAAAGACUUGGAGUGUAGAAAUCAGCCUCUUAUCUCUGUAUAUAAAUGUAUACCCAGUGCCUUUUUCAGAAUUGCCACAUGAUCUAUUAAUGCUGUAACAAGUUUAAAAAUGCAUUGCGUAGGGAAAUGUGCAGAUUUUCUUUUUUAUGGAAAUGCACUUUCUCUAGUUUGUAGGUACAAUGGUAAAUUGACCAUUCUGCUUUUUUGUUAUGUGUGUG
Molecule: messenger RNA, 2199 nt
Organism: Polyodon spathula (Mississippi paddlefish)
Lineage: Eukaryota; Metazoa; Chordata; Actinopteri; Acipenseriformes; Polyodontidae
Product: leukotriene B4 receptor 1-like
Exons: 1
Coding region: 635-1621 (328 amino acids)
Biological process (GO): immune response; G protein-coupled receptor signaling pathway
Cellular component (GO): membrane
Molecular function (GO): G protein-coupled receptor activity
Source: RefSeq, a predicted model, not a curated record